CAGGCUGUGAGAAAUGCAACAGUUUUUAUCAGAACUCAAAGAGGAAAGACAAAAAGCACCCAGAAGUCGUCUGUGUUUGCUGUUCGCUGGCCUCUGAAGGAUCCCGCUCGUCUGUACUGAGCCUGUGUUGCCAUGGCGUUGUGGGGCAGGAGCCCGCUGCUGCUCGCCGUUCCUCUGUGGAUGAGCUUUGGGGGAGUGGACGCUGCUCUUUCAGAUCCAGAGGUCUGUUACAUCCUGGAUGGUAUCCUGUUCUUGUACGGCAUCAUCCUGACAGCGCUCUACUGCAAAAUCAAGAUCCAACAGACUUGGGAGGCUGAGGCUGCGGCUGAGGCCAAGAAAGCAAAGGGCAAGAAGAAGAUUCCUGAAGAGAGCAUCUAUACGGGUUUGACUCCUCACGCCACGGACACGUAUGAAACUAUCGGCACGAAGAAGUGACGGGAUGCAUUAAAGUCUGAGACAUGCGCUUCUUUUCUAUAUUUAAAUAUUGCAUAUUAUAAAUACAUAUAUAUAUAUACAUAAAUAUAUAUAUAUAUAUAUACAUAAAUAUAUAUAUAUAUAUAUAUAUAGAUAUAACCAGCUUACAUUUUAAAAAGACUGUGAGAUUGUUAGCAUCAGAGUCUGUUUGCUUUUGCUUUUGUAAAAGUUUGUGGAGCGUUAAGAAGGGUGAAAGAGAAAAGGGGGGGAUGAGGCGGGUACUUUGAAGAAGAAAUAACGCACAUAUUUAAUUUAUACUUUGCUUUAGAGACAUAUUGCAUAAUAAUACUUAAAAUGAAAAAAUAUGUUGUAUCCCUUGUGUAUAUCUGAAAUGCUUUCUGGCACUGACCUGCUUUAAAGGCAGGGUUGGUCAUUUUCAAAAACUAACAUGAUUUUGAAAGUGGCAUUCCCUCUGUGCUCCAUCUGCACCUGCCCCCUCCCCUCAUAGGCCACGCCCCUCGCUUACAUGCACAAGCGCAAUUGGUCCAGAAGUCGACCUCAGCUGAUGCUUUGAUUGUGGGCUCGUGCAUGCACGGGGUAGAGAGCGAGCAGGGAGACAGGGAGGCGUGUGAUUGGUUCAUCAGAUUGGUACCUCGUGGCAGACAUUGGUCAAAGUUUUUACAGACUUACAAACUGAUACAGAUGACGGAUUUUCUUUGUUCCUUUUUCAGAGCACAUGAGUUAUUAAUUUCUGUCAGGACCUAAAGACAAUUUCAACCAAAAUCUUAAAAAGUGGAUCUGGAGAAAAUUACCAACCCAGACUUUAAUGUGUUUUACUAACUUUAAUUUUUUAGGCAUUCUGAAAGGGUCUAAAGUGCGACAGUUUCAUGCAACAUUGUGAUUGAGUGAUUGUAGUUGUAAUGCCAACCUCCUCCAUAACACCUUAGGGAUACUGAGCAGUGUUUCCUACACACCACAGGGUGGCAGUGAAGGUGUCUUUGGUGAAGUUUUUACCUGUGAAACACAUCCACUCUGCAGUCUCUCCCACCAGUACAGGAGCCUAAAAUAAAUUCAAUAAAUGACACAAACGGC
Labrus mixtus (cuckoo wrasse) is the source of this 1506-nucleotide messenger RNA. RefSeq names its product Fc epsilon receptor IgFc epsilon receptor Ig (gene fcer1g). Gene Ontology annotation, cellular component: Fc-epsilon receptor I complex. The transcript is spliced from 5 exons. Gene Ontology annotation, molecular function: IgE receptor activity. The record is from RefSeq and is a predicted model, not a curated record. Bases 133 to 435 code for a protein of 100 amino acids. NCBI's taxonomy places the organism in Eukaryota, Metazoa, Chordata, Actinopteri, Labriformes, Labridae. Gene Ontology annotation, biological process: cell surface receptor signaling pathway.